GACUAUCUAUAACUUUUUCUUUAAAUGCAAGGACAAAGCUAGCAAGUUUUCUUCAAAAACACUAGUAUAUAUAGUGCAGUUGCUGGCUUGCUGCUCCUCCUGUCUGGCCAAAUAUUAUUCCAGCUAACAAGUUUUAGGGGGACCAAUGUCGUCAGCUAGGUUCGGUAAGCUGGAGGUGGAUAUUGAAAUCAAGGCUCCUGCUGAAAGAUUCUUUGAAUUCAUAACGCGGAAAACACACAUGUUAUCGAAUACCAGUCCUGAUAAAGUUGUGAGUUGUGAAUUGCUUGAAGGUGACUGGGGAAAAGAAGCGUCUGUCAUCUCCUGGAAUUAUGUUCUAGAUGGGAAUGCUAGAGCUGGCAAGGAGUUGCUUGAAGCCGUAGACAUCGAAAGAAAUUCGGUAACUUAUAGAGUUGUCGAUGGAUACUUGCUGCAGUAUUACAAGAGCUUUAAGAGAAGUUGUGAAGCCACCCCAAAAGGAAAAGGAGAAGAAGAGGGAACCCGUGUUCACUGGACUCUGGAAUAUGAGAAGCUGCAUGACAAAGUUCCGGAGCCACAUACCAAGCUCCAAUUCAUACUGGAUCUCGUCAAAGAUUUUGAUGCUCACCCUAGCAGCCAAGAACAUCUAUAAGCGCAAAAUUCUUCUCUUUUUAUUUAAACAAAAAUAAAUAAAAUAAAUAAGCACUCCUCUGUGUGUAUGUGCUAUACUAAUAAAAUAUUGGGUCCAUGCAUGUGGAAGUAAUUAAGUAUGGAAAUUAAACCUUGGAUUAAUUGAAGUUUGUUUAAUAAAAGGUUUCUACCAUGGAGAUUUCCUACUACUUAUUAAGAUAAUAAAGGAAAUUAUCGAAAUUCAAAAUUCGAUUUGCUGA
This is a messenger RNA of Rosa rugosa (rugosa rose), 866 nucleotides long. RefSeq names its product MLP-like protein 31. The transcript is spliced from 2 exons. Gene Ontology annotation, biological process: defense response. The coding region runs from base 146 to 628 and encodes 160 amino acids. The record is from RefSeq and is a predicted model, not a curated record. Lineage: Eukaryota; Viridiplantae; Streptophyta; Magnoliopsida; Rosales; Rosaceae.